AUGGCUAUCCAGACUAAACCCAAGCCCUCAACGUCCAAAGUGCGUCCAUCCGGCCCCAUAUCGACGACGGCGCCUAAUCGCGUGCAGGCCAAUGCCAUUACCAUAGACUCCGAUUCCGAAGAUGAGAAGCCUGUGAAGAGGUCUGCUGGCGUGAAACGCAAGAAACCCGCCGUACUUGACUCUAGCGACGACGAAGACGAGGCCGAGCCCACGCCGCCAAAGAAGAAGUCCGCUGUUGCGCCCACAAACAAGUCCGGCUCUUCGAAGGCUAAGCCAAGACCAUCUGCAGUGGCUAAACCGAAGGCGAAGCCCAAAGCGAAGAAAGAUGAGGACUACGAGAUGGACUCGCCCAGCGAGAGCGAGGCCGAGCCAGAUGUCAAGCCGCCCAAGAAAGCGUCACCACAGAAGAAAGCAGCCGCUCCACGCAAGUCCGCCGCCAAAGCUCCACCACCAGCUGACGACGAGAAGCCAGUGAAGAAAGAAGAGGCAUGUGCUGACAAGGAAUACAGCUGGGCGGCUAUGAAAGCUGCAAGGUUAGCAGGCCCUUCGGCGCCAGGCUCCAAGGAAGUGCCCGAUGGUGCACCAAACGCACUUGCGGGGCUCGCCUUCGUCUUCACCGGCGAGCUCUCCGCCUUCUCGCGCGACGAGGCCGUCGAGCUCGCUAAACGCUUCGGCGGCCGCGUCACCGGCCAGCCCUCCGGCAAGACUGACUACGUCGUCCUCGGCGACAACGCCGGCGACAGCAAGCUGCGCGCGAUUAAGAAGCACGGGCUUAAAACCCUGAACGAAGACGAGUUCCUCGCGCUCGUCGGCUCGCGGAACAAGGACGGGAAGAUGAAGGUGGACGAGAAGACGCGGAAGAAGAUGGAGAAGGAGCAAGCGGAUAUUGAGAAGGCGGCGGCGGAGCUGGCUGCGUUGUUGGUUUUCUUUUUGGGAGAGAAAGGGGAUGAUGCUGACCGAGUUUCGUGCAGCGGCCCCAAAGGUGUCGACCCAAGCAUGCAGCUUUGGACAUCACGUUAUGCGCCGCAAUCGCUCAAGGAGAUCUGCGGCAACAAGGCCGGCGUCGAUAAGCUGCUGCAAUGGCUCAACGACUGGUCAGGAAGUUUGGCAUGCGGAUUCAAAAAGCCUGGCAAGAAUGCCAUGAACACCUACCGGGCCGUUUUGAUUACAGGGUCUCCGGGUAUUGGGAAGACCACUAGCGCGCAUCUGUGUGCCAAGUUGGCUGGCUUUACCCCUGUUGAGCUCAAUGCAAGCGAUGCGAGGAGUAAGAAGUUGGUUGAGAACGGCAUGAACAUCAACAAUACCACAAUUGACAAGUGGUACCAAGGGAAGGGCGCCGUCAACACGGACGGAGUCACUAUCACAGAUAGGAGUUGCUUGAUCAUGGACGAGGUGGAUGGCAUGUCCGCUGGCGACAGAGGAGGCGUUGGUGCUCUGAACGCCCUGAUCAAGAAGACUAAGAUCCCCAUCAUCUGCAUCGCCAACGACCGAAAUGCGCAAAAGCUAACCCCCCUCAAAGGGACGUGCUUCAACCUGCCCUUCCAGAAGCCACAAGUGCAGGCUGUCCGGUCACGCGUGCUCACCAUCGCCUUCAAGGAGAAGAUGAAGAUACCGGCGAACGUCGUUGACCAGCUCAUCCAGGGCUCCCAGUCCGAUAUCCGGCAAGUCCUCAAUAUGAUGUCCACCUGGAAGCUCUCCAGCAAUACCAUCGACUUCGACCAGGGGAAGGCACUCGUCAAAGCGAACGAAAAAUACGCCAUGAUGACCCCCUUCGAUAUCACGCACAAGAUCCUCGGGCCGUACAUGUUCUCCGCGACCGCGCGCGAGACCCUCAACGACAAGAUGGAGCUGUACUUCCAGGACUUCUCCUUCAUGCCGCUCUUCAUCCAGGAGAACUACCUGAAGAUGAGCCCGGCGCGGGUGCGGAAUCUGGACGGGCCGGAGAAGGAGAUGAAGUUGAUGAAGCUGAUGGAGCGGGCGUCGAUGGCGGUGUCGGAUGGGGAUUUGGUGGAUGCGUUAAUUCAUGGGCCGGAACAGCAUUGGGGGCUUAUGCCGUUGCAUGCGGUGUGCUCGACUGUGCGCCCGGCGUACGAAAUGUACGGCUCGGGCGGGGGAUAUGGGUCGCCUAAUCAGGUUUCGUUCCCGCAAUGGCUCGGCCAGAACUCCAAGCAGAACAAGCUCGCGAGGCAGCUGAGCGAUGUACAGAUCCGCAUGCGGCUGAAGGUGUCGGGCGACAAGCCGGAGAUACGACAGUCGUAUAUUCCACACCUGUUCCCGCAUAUCGUGCAACCACUCAUGGAUGAGGGAGCGAGCGCCGUCGAUGAAGUCAUCGAGUACAUGGAUGAGUACUUCCUCUCUCGCGAGGACUGGGACACCAUCGUCGAACUCGGCGUUGGCCCGCACAAGGACGAGGACGUGCUCAAGAAGAUAUCGACGCAGACGAAGUCGGCAUUCACGCGCAAGUACAACGCCGGCGAGCAUCCGAUACCAUUCCAUAAGGCGACGGACUUGGGGAAGGCGCCGAAGAAGCUACCAGGGGGCCCUGCACCGGAUAUUGAGGAUGCGUUCGAGGUGCGUGUUGUCCGUUGA
Molecule: messenger RNA, 2589 nt
Organism: Schizophyllum commune H4-8
Lineage: Eukaryota; Fungi; Basidiomycota; Agaricomycetes; Agaricales; Schizophyllaceae
Product: DNA replication factor C, large subunit
Exons: 11
Coding region: 1-2589 (862 amino acids)
Biological process (GO): DNA repair; DNA replication
Cellular component (GO): nucleus; DNA replication factor C complex
Molecular function (GO): ATP hydrolysis activity; DNA binding; DNA clamp loader activity
Source: RefSeq, a predicted model, not a curated record